Molecule: messenger RNA, 2179 nt
Organism: Ilyonectria robusta
Lineage: Eukaryota; Fungi; Ascomycota; Sordariomycetes; Hypocreales; Nectriaceae
Exons: 7
Coding region: 262-2091 (609 amino acids)
Source: RefSeq, a predicted model, not a curated record
GUCAAAAUCGGUGAAAGAGGGGUCCUUGAUUGGUCGGUAUUAGUGGGUCUAUUUCAACACUGGCCAAUCAGGGCCCCGGCUUUCACCGAGAAUGCACAUCUGGGGAUGGUGACGCGUCUCUGAAUCGCUCAAAUCUCACACAAGCAUCUGGCACAUUGGGCAUUUUCACCUUAUCGCCAUCUGACAAGAGCUGCGUGUUACAAUUCGCCCAAGAAGAAGCCAAGGUUCCACCAGAUCCCCGUGACUUACACGGAAAUCAACAUGGAUAUUACCAGGGACUUUGCCCAGAUAGGUCAUGAAAACCCGCGUGUUCCCACUUCCCCAGACCUGGAUGAUGAGCUCUUCGACUCCUUCUUCGACUGGCAGGGUUACUGUGAUUCUACCCGGCCCUCGGACAUCGUUUCCCCCCCCUACUACGGCCGAACGUCCACGAGGGAUCUGAAUAAGCUCAUCACGGAGAUUCCCUCCGUGAUUGAUCAUCUAUCUCUUGAGAGACUAGAGUCAGAGUUCCUAAGGAUGAAGACUUCCUUCUCUCCCGAUGAUGAACAGGCUACCCCGUCUGACUACUCCGGUCAGACGCCACCUGAGCUCAUCCAGGGUGGAAGCACCUCUCCUUCGGACCACUCCGGCUCUAUCUUCCUUGAGAGGGCAGAUGAAUCUCGUCGACGUCCCGAGGCUAGUCUCAGAGAGGUCCAGGCCCAGGAUGAUGAGUGGACCUACCCUCAGACCGUCCCUCACAAGCACGCCACUCGAGGAUACCCACCUCGCCUUCAAGUCCAAGACGAUUCAUCUCGGCGGCCAUUCGACCUAACUUCCAGUCUCAAGCGCCGCCGCUCUGGCAAUACACUGGAAAGGAGACGAGUUGUCUCUGACCCCGACCAGACAGCUGAUGUCCGGAAGAGUGGGGCAUGCCUCCCAUGUCGAGUCUCCAAGACCCGUUGCCAUGAAAGUGGGGUCUGUCCUACAUGUCGGAAAGCGUUCCCAGAGCACUCGCACCUAGUCUGUACCCGUAUGACCCCGGUCAUGGUUUGGCCCGUGAUUGGCAGGGCCCCUGAUGUCUGGUCUGUCAACCCCGCCGAGGAAGAAAGGUUCCGCUUGGAACCUCGAUUUUUUAUCGGCAAGCCUAGAGAAAUUGCGAUUCUCGUCUCUUCGCGGGACGUCAACUCCCCUGCCCUCCGUGCCACCGUCCAGGCCUACCGGUCCCAUGAUGGCACUGAGGAGAAUCCCAGAAAGGCAGCAUUCCCUCGAGAGAGAGUUCCUGGUCACCAUGAGCUUCAGAAGUGGGUCGAGGCCCAGAUCCACCGCGAGAGCAGCAGCUCCCACUUCAAACACUCGCUACAGAGCUUUCUCAUGGCCUACUCUGAGGAAGGCCAUGGUCUCCCCAAGCACGACCUGGUGAGCAAGGUUCACAGAAUGAACUGUUUCUUCAGAAUCUGGAGGACCCAUUCGUUUUCAUGCCUCGACCCAAGCAACAAAUUGGUCACCCUGCCAUUGUCUGUUCAGGCAGAGGUGAGGCACAUUGCACGCAAAGCACUCGAGUCCCUCGAGCACGAUGUUUUCAAGCAGCUGGAUGAAUGCGUGGCACACCAGGGCCCUCCCAAGACCCAGGAAAAGCUGGCUAUUUGGGCGAGCAUGUGGCAGCUGAUGUUGAUGUACCGGGACCUUCUCAAUGCGUUCAAGGCCGACAUCUCCCGCAUGGGUCCUGUCCAUGACCCAGCCGUUGCUCACGCAAAAUCCCUCUAUCAAUGGAUGACCGACAAAGUCUUCCCACUUCUGGCUAUCUUCUACCAUUACCAGUUUAGAACAAAGAAGAGCCUGGAUAUGUCACUGGACUGGCUCAAGUCAUCGACUUAUCCUUCUCGAGCAUGCCAUAGCAAGAGGAUCCGCAAGUUCACCAAGGACAUGAUGAGCUCCAAGAAGGGUUUAUACGAGAACAUUCAACAGUCCAAUGGCGAAAUCGACCACAUGCUUUGCGCGCUGGUUGUCAACCAUGAACUCAAGAAGCUCAGUGCCCGACGACGAACUCCCAAGGGCUCUUCAUCGAAGUCAAGAAGCAGCCAUACAUCUGAUGGUUAUGACGAUGAUGAGUAGGGUUGAAGCGCCAAUUCCAGUCAUUUCGGAUACACAAAAGAAAAUUCAAAUCAAAAAAGAAUGGUAUUGGGCUAUUCGUAUUGGAUAC